Messenger RNA from Cyphomyrmex costatus, 1087 nucleotides. It is a transcript of the gene tsl, whose product is annotated as membrane-attack complex domain containing protein torso-like. The record is from RefSeq and is a predicted model, not a curated record. Lineage: Eukaryota; Metazoa; Arthropoda; Insecta; Hymenoptera; Formicidae. The transcript has 3 exons. Bases 3 to 1040 code for a protein of 345 amino acids.
AGAUGUGGUCACGCACGCGGCUCUUCUUCCUGGCAUCGAUGCUCGCGUUUCUGAUCGGCGUCCACAUUACCAGGUCGCAGCGUCCGCGACUCGGCGGCGCCGUGAACGUCUUCAGCCGUUACGGUUACCUGAGCAUCAGUAUGCGAGUAGUGCCGCGUAACGAUACAGAGACCUGGAUAUUCCGUGAACCCACCCUUGACGUCUUUAAGAAUUCCACGCCAUUGCCGCCCAAGCAGCGCCAAGCAGGCAAAAGCACUACUGUCUUCGACGGCGACUUCCAUAUGGAAUUUUGCGACAAUAUCAGACAGCUUCUGCAAGCCUAUUUCCGCGACUUCACUUUCGAGAAGCUCGAGAGGCCGUGGCGUGCCUUCACUGGCAGUUGGUCGAAGACAGCGAUAGCCAGGCACCUCGGCAUAAACUCGUCCUUCAUCACGGGCGACCACUGUUACGUCCUCGUACGUGUCGCUAGAUUCCGUGAUAAUCAACGACUCGCCGGCACCGCUGAGACUCUCGUGCUCGAUGAUUCCGUGUUGGAGCAAACCGAGAACGUCACGGUCGGCGAUACCGCGAGUGUUGUGCGAUUCAUCAGGAACUUCGGUUCACACUACAUCGCUUCCUAUAUUACGGGAAAUUCGCUUUAUCAAGUAUUCGUAUACACUCCUCAGGUAUAUUCGCGAAUAAAGGAACGGCUGAAGACACGGGGAGUCGCGGAGCUGUCGUCUCUCGAACUGAGCAAUUACUUUUCACCGUGGUACGCGGAGCAUAUGGGUUCCAUACAAUCGGCAAGUGGCAAUCGUAGCGUGGAGGCGUGGGCCGUGCAACGUCUUCGGGUACAAUAUUAUAUCUUCACUUACGCCAGUUUACUAAAGUUGCACGGCGACACGGCGUUGCUUAAGCAACUAGAUAGCCUGUUGGGCGACGAAGCGUUACUGCAAUUACAAUUGCGGACAUUGGCGUCCGCUUUUAAGGAUUCAAAAAGACGUCAGUGGUUUCUGGAGGUGAUCGACAACUAUUUCAAGCUCUGGGAGGUGAAUAUGUGAUGGCGUAACGCGAUUGUAGACGGACUAAAAGCAUUUAAGAUAUCGCU